Messenger RNA from Chara braunii, 2254 nucleotides. The record is from the annotation of a GenBank genome assembly. Lineage: Eukaryota; Viridiplantae; Streptophyta; Charophyceae; Charales; Characeae.
UCGCUCACCUUCCAACCAUGAAUAAAUGAUUUCCAACUUCAAGAGUGGAGGGAGGCGAUGCGAUUUAACUAUUUUUGGAUUAAGUGUCUGCAGGUACCAGUCUCGGCGAUGCCACAGCUAGAGAACGUUGUGGAGGAUGCGUUUGGUCAGAUACUGAAAUCCUAUCCGGCUUUUAAAGAACCCAAUUCCCCCGAGUUGUUAAAUAUCAGGUUCGACUUGGUAUCCUCCGCAAGACUGCGGUUCAAACCAUGGUUAUGCGUGGACCUAGCUGAACAUGGAUAUGUGGAAUUGGAAGUCAUAGGGGCCGAUACACCAUGGUGUGCCUCGUGUAAACAAUUCUACCACUUUGCUGGAGACCCGUCAUGCCCAAAGAACAAAAAUCGGAACUCAAAGGGACAGGAGGGGCAAAACGUGGGGCGAAAAGGACCCAGUGGAGGGAAAAGUGGGCAGGAUGAGGGAUCCGGUGGGGGCAGAGAUAAGGAAAAGGGAGAAGAAAGGGAGAAGGAGCCAGAGAAGCGGCCAGAGAAAGAACAUGAAUCGGAGGGGGGAGACGGGAAAUCAGAAGGUAAUGAAGGUGACGAAGGCACCCGUCUGGGAAAAUCCAAAGGGGAGGACAGAAACACGGAAUCGAAUGUGAAGGGGAAAGAGAAGGACACACGGGGGAGAAAUCGAAGAGUGCUGGGGAGGAAACAGCAAAAAAAAGUAUACCGCGAAGUGCGAAAAGCCGCAGCCAAAGGGAAAGAGGUAAGCCAUAAGGACACAGAAGUGGAAGAAGCCACAAAGGGUGGAGAGAAAGAGGGAGAGAAACAACCAAUAGACGUCUCAGAACAGGAGGAAGGGAACGGAGGACAAGGGGGUGGCCAAGGGGAAGAGACAGUGGAAGAAAAAGGAAAAGACAAGAAGGAAUCCCCAGCACUACCUAUAGCAGAAAAGGAAGAAACCUCUGCCCUCCCUCUGAGGAGAAGGGGAUCUGUUUUGGAAGAAGGGGAGGAAAAAGAAACAUCAACCCCAACCCCACCCCCAACCCCACCCCCACCCCCACCCCCAUCCUCUACUCUCUCACCAGCGUCAAAACCCGAGGAGAUUCAAGAGGUAGGGAAGGACAUAAGGAGUGAAGCAGAAGGAAUGCAUACGGGGAUUGAAAAUGAAAGAGACCAACACCCCACCCCGAAGGGCAGCAGAAGGGAUUUUACAGAGACAAAAGGGGGAGGGGGAAUGAUUAAUUUAAUACAUGAAAGCAUGAUGACAAAGGACAAAUUUGCGGAGGAAGAGGGGUUGGGGGCAUCCGAAGGGUCGGAGGAGACAGAUAGUUCAGAGGAUACUGACCCUUCAGAGAACUCGAAGAGCCCCAGGGAAAGGUGGGAUGAAGACGAAGAAGAGGUAGGAACAAGGGGGGAGGAGGAAGGAAAGCAGGCGAACGGGGAAGAUUGGAAAUCAGAUGCGGACUCAGAGGAAGAGGCGGAAGAGGUUUUCCUGAGGGUGGUUGGGAAGUCAUUAUCCGGAGAAGGGAACGGUGAAGGGGAGGAGGAGGAGGACGAAGAGGUCAGGGAUGAUGGUAAUUCUAUAGUUUCGGAUACUCCAAAAACCAAAGAAAAUUUCGCAUUUAAAGAUUUUAGAAUUUAUACGAAUGACUCUUUUUUUCUUGACAAAGAGAAGCCCGGUCCUGUGCUUAGCACAUAAGGACAUAUGAAAGCUGAAUGGAAGGAGGUGGACGGGGAUAAAGGGGAGGAGGGUGGAUCGACCAAAGGAGGGGGAUUGACAGGCGCAGGGGAGAAGAAUCCAUUCAAUCGAUAUACAGGGAUAUAUCUUCAAGAAAGUAGCGGGCUGGAAUCCCCUUCCAAGAGGGCGAAAGAAAAUGACACCCCUGGGAUAGGGACUUCCAUGAAUGUGGCCGAGGAUGCUCAAAACACAGGUCCCCCAGAGGAGGAAUUUAAAGGGCAUAACCGGUCACUCCUUUGCAGAUCCUUGAGGAAGGAAUUGUCUCUGGCGGGCCCAAUGAGAACAAUAACGAGAGCAAUAAAAGACGGUGGACCCGCCAAGGAAUUCCUUACUCCCUUGAUCUGCUCAGAUACGGUGAAUGGAAUUAUGGUGCUCACACGCAUAACGCAGAAAGAGGGGCUCGAACUACCCGUGAUUCCCAUCACUACCACCCCCUCAGAUGAGGAAGUGAUAGAGCUCACCAAGAGGCACGUUCUCAAUCACAUGGGAAUAGUGGCUCGUAUCCCAACUAUUAAAAUGAACAGGUAUUUGUCUG